Molecule: messenger RNA, 5262 nt
Organism: Homarus americanus (American lobster)
Lineage: Eukaryota; Metazoa; Arthropoda; Malacostraca; Decapoda; Nephropidae
Product: fork head transcription factor 1-like
Exons: 7
Coding region: 276-1790 (504 amino acids)
Biological process (GO): regulation of transcription by RNA polymerase II
Cellular component (GO): nucleus
Molecular function (GO): RNA polymerase II cis-regulatory region sequence-specific DNA binding; DNA-binding transcription factor activity, RNA polymerase II-specific
Source: RefSeq, a predicted model, not a curated record
GCCACCAUUCACGUGACUCUCAGGCCGGGCGGGCAUAAGCCUCACCUCAAUGAUAUACUUAGUACUUUGAUCUGUGAUCACCUAGUCUGUGGCCUUGCCUUUAAUUUUAGAACUGAUAUGUGCCUAAAGAUUGGAAAUAUGUGCCUUAUGAAGUGAUUGUUACUGUGCCGGAAAGAAUUGUGCGGUGUUGUUGCUGCAUCUACCUCACAUUGACCACCCUCACCUUGCUCUGUCAGGCUCCCGCACUCAAACUCUUCGCAGUGACAGUGUCCGUCAUGGCCGAGCUCAACAAAAGUCUGACGGCGAUGGACUGGUUGCCACGCCUUAACGCCCGUGGUACCUUCACCGGGGGGAUGUGGCUGGAGGGGGGCACCGACCCUCCCGAACUGGUGCAGGCAGACUCCUCCACGCCCCCUUCGCCUCCCACCAACAGCAAGCCACCCUACAGCUACGCCAACCUCAUCACACUGGCGAUCAACAGCAGCAGCCGCCGGAAGAUGACCCUGGCGGAGAUCUACCAAUGGAUCAUGGACAACUUCUCUUACUACCGCCAGGCCUCGUCCGGGUGGAAGAACUCAGUGCGCCAUAACCUGUCAUUAAACAAAUGUUUCAAGAAGGUGCCGCGCACCAAGGAUGACCCGGGUAAGGGCUCCUAUUGGGCCAUCGACACCUCUCACACCGAUGACCCUCUUUCUAAGAGGAAGAAGCAGCCCUGCCCCAGAUUCAACCCGUAUCUGACGAUGAGCAACAACGUCAGAAACGACUCGUACACCACGACGGUCAAUAAGAACAGUGUGAAUACAUCUACGGCGGCGGCGAUGAAAGCUGCAGCUCUAUCGCCAGACGUCCCCCUAAGAACUAGCAGCUCCGUCAUCAACCCCUGGAGUAACCAGACCACCAUCGACCCCUGGACCCAAUCUCAGUCGUUCUGGAACACCAUCCCCGAGGGGUUCGCAGUGGAUGGUCGAUCAGGAGCAAAUAUCCCUAUGGGUAUGGGCAUGAGCGUGGGUAUGGGUGGGAUAGGCGAGGGAGAACCUGCUGGUGUAGACGGUAUCACCAUGAAGGACUGUGAUCUGCAUCUCCUCAAUAACCUCACGCCGGAGUUACUCAGGGAAUACACUGAUCUAUUUACAUCUUCGUCUGUGGUAAAUCAGAGUGCAGUAGGAGGUAUGGGUUUUGUUUCUGGGACAAUACCCAUGUCUGUGCCCAUGCCCACAGUCACGCCCACGUUUACAAUCGUGUCUACUCGAAAUACACCAGUUGACACUGGACCCAUCCCCCUACAAAGUGCAUCAGGAGAGACACUUGAGACAUUAGUGGCAGACCCUUUACUUGUGUCGAAUGCUGUCCCACCCGACGAUGUAUUGAGAUCUCCCCAGCAAGUCAGUAGUCCCGGAGAGCUGCCCCUGGAUGGUAGUUUCAGCUUAAGUGGACAUAGUGACGUGGGAGAGAACAGCACCUCUCUGGGUGCCCUCAGUGAGACAGUGAGUGCUGCUAGCCACGGGUCUGGGGGCACCGUCACCAUCAUGAGACGUGAACGCCAAGUCUCUAGUCCUCAGCAGCUGUCCGAGCCCCUGACUUGCCUCCUGGCUCCAUUGACACCCCCAGGACAAAGUCGUAAUGUGCUUUACACCAAUGCUACAGCUGAAGAUGAUGGGCUAGACGGGGCGCUGGUGUGUGGUCUGGCCGAGGAUAUGGAGGCCAUACAGGUAGGUCUCAUCACUGGUUCAGGUCCGCACUCUGACGACGAGGAAAUCACCGAUGAUUUUAACUGGGACAAACUCCUCUAACCCAGUUUUUGUGACCCGUUGGGGAAUUUAUCUCGGCCACAGACAAUUUAAAAGUAGGAGUUUACGGGGGAAACAAACUUUACUCCUGAUUGGAAUAUGAAAUUAUUGGCUCAGAUUGGAAGUUCUUCAGAGUUAUGAGCAUUUGUGUUUUGGUGGCAACCUACAGUAAAAGGGUCACAAAAUCAGUUAUUUUAUUCAUAAAACUAGGUUAAGAUGUUUAUGUUCUGGUAUGCAUGAUGUUUCCUGGUCAGUCUUAUGACAAAGUUUCUUUACGUCAUGGUACUCAUACCUCGGAUAUAUAUAUAUAUAUAUAUAUAUAUUAUUUCUUCUCAUUUAAGACUGUUAAUUGUAAGAGUUGAUAUUUAAAUAGUUUUAUAUAAUUUAUGAACAAAUCUAUAUUCCGCAUAUUUUUCACUGUUUUAUGGUACAAUAUACGGUGUUGUAUAUAAACUCUUUAUAUUAUUAUAAUGUGUGCAACAAAUGUCCAAUAAUAAGAUUGUUAUUUCUUGUUAAUACUAUGUGAAUAAUGUGUUCAAAGCUGGAGACCCUAAUGCUAUAUUUAUACGAAAAUCUACUAUCUAACCCACCCUGCAAUAAUUGUGUGAAGUGCCACAAUAGACCUGACCUCUCCUCACCCUGGCGUGCCUUCCCCAAACAUAAUAAUUAGUGCUAUGAUAGAUUCUGUUUGGGUCUAUAGAUGAGUCUUGUGGCGUUGUCUUCAGUGCAGUUUAUGUUCUGUGAAGACUACAGGGAACCGUUAGCUAAACCCGCAACUCCUUAUGACUGCCAGUCGUUCAAACACUUACUACUUUACAGUUUUGGUGGUAUGUAAAUUAGUAUUUUGUUCUGCCAAUAUUUUAUAUGAUUUUCCCCUGUACUUACUACAUGAUAUCUGAUGCGUCCAUAGCACUGUGCAAGUGCAACAUUAGGAGGAGUUUUGGUGGUCUUGUAGCUUGACAGUUACAUAUCAAGCAGGUAAACCAAAAGAAUCACACCCAGCCAUCACAUUAUCAAACCUGCUAAAAAACUACCUCUUGUGUUUUCUGCUUUUUCACGGGUUAGCAAAGAACCGGAAAGUUUAUAUAACUUUGGGAAUUAACUAAAAAAAUGUGGUUUUACGUAUAGCAGUUAUCUUUCAAAAUAUGUUGGAGAAUGCAACGUGUUACCUGAGUCUGUCCAUAACCGAGAAAUUCCUCGUAAUGUAGUAAUAGAGUCUAAUGUACUCUUACUGUAGAGUCUAAUGAACCUUUCACAAGUUAAUAGUUGUAUAUAAACUAACAGUGAGGGGCACCGGGCUAACGUUAUACUCUGUAGAUAUGUCGAGUAAUGAUGUUUCAGCUGGUCUUCAUAACUCUUGGAACUAAUCUAAAAAGACCAUAGGUAUCUCCUUGUCUGGAAUCUGGAUAGUUACAGACCAUUGUUUUUAGGCAUAUCUUUCUUAUACCAGUUGCCGAUCCAUAGAGGUUCUGAGAGUUGAUAGUUUCCCAACAAGACAGUUUUAGGCCCGAAUUCGGAACGGUGGUUUGAGCCUGGGAUUUGAGCUUGGCUCAGGCGUGCAAAUCGGAAUUCCUUGAUCAGAGAGUUCCUGUAGCGGAUUACCCAUAUUCAGAACAUCGGCUUGAACCCUGGAUAGGGUAAUUUGUUACAUUGUUUUCUAUUACGAGCAAGGAUUCGAACACUGAAAUCCCAGCCAAUCACGUUUCAGUUACAUCAUUAUGACAACCAAUCACCAUCGAGAGUAAUGUUUAAAAGAUUAUGGUGGUGACUAUGACUCGACGAGUUUUUACGGAGGAGAAAUCUCUCCUUGCACAUCAUAAGUUAUUUAUAGUACUAUAAUUACAAUCAAAUUAUGAUCAAAUUAUAAUGAUUUAUGGUACUGUUACAACGUGCUUUGUUGUUAUAUGAUAACAAAGAAAUUAACAGAGGAAGAAUUAUGACAAACAAAUUAUAGAUAUAAUCCGGGACAGGUGUCAAUAUUCAUCACCAAAGAUGAAUCAUUCCAAGGUGUAGUACCCUGGCUUGGUUCUGUUCGGGGCUGAGAUACAAAUAAAAUUAUCCAUGAAGUAUGGUAAUUAGGUUUGCCAAAGCGGACCACGUACGAGUGGAUUGAAAUGUUAAAAAAAUAAAAUAAAACAUCCUUUUAUCGACUCAGAUCGUUCAGAAAAGCAGUCCACAUCAACCACUGAUAUUAAAACCGAACAAAUGUGUGCGAUAGUUCUCGACGACAGGAGAGGAAUGAUCGAUCAAGUCGAAGACACAUUGGAGUAGCCGUGUUUCUGCAUAUGCAACACUCAACAGGCCCUAAAUCCACUACGUUUGUACAAAAUGGGUUCCCAAAUAAAGUACAGCUGUUUGGACAUGACGUGUCCUUAAAAGAAUUUCAGUACUUAGACAUUAGCUGGUAAAAUUAUACGAAUACCUACAAUAUUCUGGGAUUCCCUUGAACCAACAAAGUGAAAAGUUUAGCAGCUUUCUGCGAAACAGUCAAUUCGGACAAAAUGCAGUGGAAAGCCUAUUACGACCUCUGAAAGUAGCUUUGAGAGGCUGUCGAUAUACCAAGGGCGACAGGACGAAGGCAGUGCAAGCGUGGUUCUGCCGGACCAAGUGUGGUGAAAAAAUGAGACCUUUUCCAAUCUUGUAAAAUGCAAAAUAAAUAUGAAACAUUGUGGAUAGUUUCGGGCUCCAUCUUCUGUGGUCUCCUGAAUGUGGUUGUUAUUGUUUGUCUCGUUUGAUUUUCAGGUCUUGGUAGUUGCUAUAUACCUUGACCCUUUCUCUGAGACCACGAAGUUAUCUCGUAAGUGGGUUGGUCUCUGUGAAUAUUCUGAAAGUCCUGUAGGACAGGUACGGUUUCCCCUUGUCAGUCUCUGGGUCCUGUAGUUCAUAUUUACUUUGAUCUGUCUCUGGGUCUUCAAGUCCUUCUUCUCUUGUGUAUUGGAUGAACCUGGUAGUUUUCAACCCCUGUAGUCAUCGUAUGGUUGGUCGCUGAUUGUGUGUUUCGUUUCCUGAUCGACUGAUAGACGUCUUCUUGGCCGUGUGCUUAGUACUCGACCACCACCACACCCAACUCCUACACACUUAUCUCGGCCGCUCUGCUAUGCAAAGUUUCAUCUAAUACUUUCUAUCCCCUCUGCGGUCAUUUAGUUUAACUUACCGAUCCAACUAUCCAUAUUUGAGCGAUAAUUUUAAAUCUUACAUCCUCACGUCAGUGGAGGGGAGGGGAGGUUGGUCCACACAGUCACUGGUUGACUGUUUUAUCUAGAAAAUAAUAAUAAUAAUUGAACUUUUUGACAAUUAUCAUGAGUGUUAUGGUCCAGCUGUGUACCAAGUCAGCAUGUGAACCAUGGAUGCUGGCAUGUAGUGGUUCACUGCGACGUGUCUGCAGGUUGUGUCAGAAGUGCCCAAGUAUUAUAUUAACAGACUCAUGUGCCUAAUGUCGUGUGCCUUGUUCUCAAUAAACCAAUAUUAUGAUAAA